UCCCUUCUCUUUCUCCUCCUCCCUUUGGAUGGCUGCAGCCCCCUAGAGCUGAGUGGCUGGCUCUCUCCUCUUUUCCACAGCAUUGCAGCAGUCGAGCCUACAGCAAGUAGCUUCCCAUCUCUGCAGCCACCUGCGUCUUGGGGCCUCCGCAGCUUUUCUUUCAGCCCCAUAGCCUGGCAGAGCCUGAACGCCCAGCACCAUGGCUAGCACCGUAUCUGCAUACAAGGAAAAAAUGAAGGAGCUGUCUGUGCUUUCACUGAUCUGCUCCUGCUUUUAUACCCAACCCCAUCCAAACACCAUUUAUCAAUAUGGAGACAUGGAAGUAAAGCAACUGGACAAGAGAGCAUCUGGCCAGAGCUUUGAAGUGAUUUUAAAGUCACCUUCAGAUCUGUCCCCAGAAAGUCCUAUACUUUCUUCCCCACCCAAGAAGAAGGACAUUUCUCUGGAAGAACUGCAGAAAAGGUUGGAGGCUGCUGAGGAGAGAAGGAAGACUCAGGAGGCACAGGUACUCAAGCAGCUGGCAGAGAAGCGGGAACAUGAGAGAGAGGUUCUACACAAGGCCCUAGAGGAAAACAACAACUUCAGCCGUUUGGCAGAAGAAAAACUCAACUAUAAGAUGGAACUUAGCAAAGAGAUUCGGGAGGCUCAUCUGGCUGCCUUGAGGGAGCGGCUUAGGGAGAAGGAACUUCAUGCAGCUGAAGUCCGCAGGAACAAGGAGCAGCGGGAGGAGAUCUCUGGUUAAUGGGCUUUUCUAUGUGCUUACCACCUGGUUCCUGAUAUAAAACAACAACAAAAAAAUUUUUGUUUGUCUAGAUGCAACUUUGUUUCUUUACUUACCCUUCCCUUUCUCUUCUGCUUACUCCUAUGCUGAUUUCCCUAGUUUAUGCUUCUCUCUUAGGAUCCUUAUCUAUCCAGUCCUUGUGGAGGGCCUUGCUGGCCUUGGAGAACUCUAAACAGAGUAGCCACUAGUCAUAUAAAUAUAAUUAAUCACAUUAAUCACCUGAUAAUUCAAUUUACUUGGUUCCUGAAAUCUUUCUUAAACUAAUGUAAAAGAUGGAGACAUUAAUAAAUUCAACCAACAGUGGCAUGGACAUGUGGAUUUCUUAUCCAAAGUUUGUUCAUGGUACUUUUUUUUUUUUUUUUUUUUCCAUUUAAGGGGAUUUAUUCUGAACCAGCUUUCAGUGUCAAGGGGAAAAGGAGUCAAAAGUAAUCAUUUCUUCACUGAUGGUAAACAAGGGGAGGAAGAACAAUGAAUGUAUCCAGUUAUCUUCAGGAUUAGAGAAGAAAGGAAAUUGAAUGGGAGAGUUAAUAUUAUGUUUCUUUUUGGGUUACUGUUUCUAGCACUGAUGAGGCCCAAGGUUCCAAAAGAUAAACCUGAGAACUGUUAGUGGACUUGCUCAGAUGGUCUAUGUCAUAGCUUUAUUCCCAGAAAACAAAUAUAAGGGGUUGAAUAUAUGAAUGCCAAAUAUUAACUCAGCUGUUUUUUUCAUUAUUAAUCAUAAUAUCAGUGCUUAGAGAGGAUGAGAGACUAAAGAUCUACAUUCUAUGGAGAUGGGAAGUCUGAGGCUAUUUGAACAGUUCUAAUCAGGAACAUGGACAUGCUGUUACCUAGAGCAGAAAUUUUCAAAAAGCAUUAGGAUGAGUAUUAUAAUCUAAUCUAAAGCAUUGAAAAUCCAGAACUUUGCAUAAGGGAUAUCAACUUGUCAGACAUUCUAUGAAGUAUUUAGUACUAACAGAGUUGAGUUCAUUAGAAGCUCUGCUUUAUCCAUCUAUAAAAACAUGUAAAGUUCAUAGUUUAUUUUUUUCAAAGGACUCAAAAACUGGAAGAGAAAGAACAAUAGGUAGACUCACUUCUGCUGCAUGGUAGGUGGAAGACCAGGUUUUCUUUAACUGUGGAGGAGGCUACCAGUGUGGACACAUCUUCUGAUGUGAAUGGUUUGGGGUGUCUACUUGUUCUAUGAAAGCAACAGCCUAGGUGGACACAAAUUCCAAAUCCAGAUUAUAAAAAGGAAUAGGUUGAAUAUUAGAACUCAAAAUAAAAGGCAACUGCUAGGUAUGACCUAGACCUUUUCAUCUUUUUAAAAUAGCCAAACUAUAGUUUCUUUGGUGGCCAUUAGUAGAUUUGUGACUUUGAGCUUAGCAGUUCAUCUGUAAUUUAUUGAGAAUUGCCUUAAACUACUAAGACAUAGAGUGACUUCCCCUGGGAACACAGCUUGUCUGUCAUGAGAUUGAACUCAGAACUUCCAGACUCUAAGGCUGUUCCUCUAUCUGUUAGGACCUACCAUUUUAUGCUUGGAGGACAUUGAAGAUUUUAAUUCUUUUCUUUAUUUUUUAAAACUUGUGAAAAGAUUGUUUGCUUUUAACUUCUAACAGCCUUUAAAUUUUUUUAUUUACUUCUUUUUGGCAGUCCACGAGUGUAAUUAAGAUAAUCGGCUGAGGAUUCUUUUCUUUCAUAGGACAUAGGUAGCAGCAAAUGGUGACAUCAUAGGCUCAUGAUCUAUCCCUGUGAGUUGGAGUUGGCUGAGAUUUUAGUGGUCACUUAAUCUAACGCCCUCAUUUUAAAGAUAAGGAAACUGAGGUCCACAGAUAACUUGUUCAAGGUUACACAGGCAGUAGUAUAAAGUUAGUAGAUUCAAUUAUCUGGUGAUUUAAGUGUUGGGAGAGGGUAAAAAGGGCUGAAAUCCGUAGCUGAAUCUCACCCAAACAUUGCUUAUCAUAUUUUCCAUUUUAUUAAUGGGAAAAAUAAAAAUCCCAAACCUCUCUGGCAGUUCCAGUGGGGUCUUUCUUUUUAGUUUAUGAAAGAGAGCAUUCAAUAUCAAAUUACCAUGCUGACCAUCUUUAAUAUUGCAAUUUCUUUCUCUUAAAAUUUUGGGACCAUCUUUCAGCCUUAUCUGGGAACUCAGAAUAAACUUUCCUUUUCAAAAAUUUGCUCAAUCUUAGUAGGGAAAAUUGGAUUGAUUCCUUUUGCCUCCUCAGUCACAUUCAUGAGUAAAAGCCAAAGCAGGUAAACAUCCAGUUAUCUUACCUUGGCCAACAUAGUGCUUUUACACAAAGUUGUUACUCUAGUACUCACACAAAAGUUUAACAAGUGUCUGAGUCCUUUUGGCUAACUGUAUCUGGUGCCAAUUUGCUCCCAAUCCUCUAUGUAAAAACAAACUACUUUUAAUUUCCAUUAUGCUGGGAGCAAUGUUGAGGAAGUGAAAUUGUUAUUUUGUGUUCAUUCAUAUCCCAUUUCAAAAUGUGAUGAUUUAAAUCUGUGUGUAAGGAUCCUACUCCUUCUACAUCAAAGAGACUGAGUCCCCAUAGCUGAAUAAGUUUAGCCGUUAUUUCUCCUAAAGUUGCAGAAGACUCUUUGAUAAGACUGUCCCCAGAGGAAGCUGGAGGCCAUAUUUAGGAUUUGGCAAUUGCUAAAAGCUAAAGUUGCUUAGGGCAAGGAAAAAGAUGAAACUGAAGGUUGAAUUUCUUAAUAGUCAUCAGUUUCUAGCAGGUAGCAAUUCUUGUAGCAGAAACUUACUAUAAUUCAGAUUCAUCUUAUUCAUAUCAUAAGGUAAAUUUUAAAAGUUAAGAAUUACUUAAAUUAAUAGUAAUAUUAAAAUUUCUGUGUGUGCUAGAGUGUAAUGGUUGAAAUGGUCCAAAUGUUGGGGUCUUAUAUCUAUGGGAUAUAGGAAACUGUCUGCAAUUUAUCAACUCUGUCCUGCUCUGUAAUUGUUUGCUUGGGACAUAAUUUUAAACUAAAACUUGUAAAUACUUUUUAUUAGUGAGAAUCCUAAGAAAUGUUGUACUCAUGAGUUUGGAUACAAUUCAGGAAAACCAUUUCCCCUUUUGACCAGAGGAGAGGGGAUUGGUUAGGAAAUAGGACAGCCUCGGGGUAUAGAAGCUACUCUUAAAGGGGUAAAAAGAGCCUUCUGAGUAAAUUUGGAUUUGCUAAGAAUGUUCGUCAGUGCCUCCUACUCAGAGGAUUUAGUCUAACUAUCAAUUUCCUGAGAGUAACCUAUGAUAAUCUCAUGAGUUUUCCUUGGGAGUCCUAUUAAGGACUAAGGCACAUGUAAUUUAGAAGAAAAAGAAAUGGUUAAGAUAGAACAAUCAAGACCAAUCCUCCAUAUUUCUGUUAAUAGAAGACUGCAUAGUCCUUAUCUUAAUCCUUGGAUGCUACACAGCACUCUUCAACCACCUCAUCAUUUGGCUGAGAGGAUAUGAUCCAGCAUUAGGGAAGUUCAAUGCAAUUCCCCAAGGACUCUUUUUUUUUUUCUUGGUGGCUUUGCCUAUUGCUUUGCUCUCUUGCUAACUUGCUCUUAUAGUCUAUGCCAGUUAUUUGGUUAGCUUCUGUCAAGUCUGGGCAGUUUAGGACAAGAUUCCUAUCUCUUCAUCUUAUUCUAUACUCUAACUCUCCUCAUCUCUUACAACUUCAUUAAGAAACAACAAGUCUUAUUAUGGACAUUUCUUCUUUUUGCACGGAACCCCUGAUAUUGCCUAGAUUAUAAUAAAGAGGCAGAUAAUAUCCCUUGGUCAUGAAGAAUUUAGUAGAAAUUGUUAAUUAUCUUUAGUGCUGGAAAUUAUUUCUGACCUCCCAAGCACAAAAGUGUGCUACUGCUAGCUAUAUAAGACCAACCUUGAUGAGGGUUAUACCUUCAAUCAUAUCUGCAAGUCAUUUUUGAGCUUAUCCAGAUCCUGAAUCCCCAUCCUUAGAGAAGGCAAAAUGCCUAUCCUCCUAUAUGUGACUAGAAAACCUCAACCAACCCCUCUUUCUCUUGCUACUAGCUCAAUGGGUAUUCUUUAAAGCCAGAAGAGAAGUCUUAAAUUGUAUGACACAAAUAGCAAUUCCCCAUAAGUAGAUAGAAAAUAAAAACUGCUUCAUUUGGCUACUUUGUAUCAUAGCUUUCCAUGGCUUUAUGGUAGGAAAAUAAGAAGGGAGAUUAAAAAACAAACAACUAUCAUUGGAAACCCUGGACAAGUAAAAAUGUCAGAAAAGAGGCUGGAAUUUGGUAAAAAGGAUUGAGGAAAAAAAAAAGCCAACCCAAUACCAUAUUCUCUGUGCAGAAUUGUCAGAUGAGAUUAGCUAUUCUGGGGAGGGAGGGAGGGAGGGAAUGUUGAAUAUGUGUGGGUGUGAGUUGACAUGGAUCUGUGAUCUUGGGACAUUUGCAAUUAUAGCUCAUUUACUCUUUAAAUUUUUAGUUAUUUCCCCCCCAACCCUACCUGUCAAAUCAGGGUAGUCCUGUUAUAAUCAUACCAUAUAAAAGUUGUAGUCAUGGGGUAGGAGGGAAGUUGGUUUUGUUGUAAACAAUUUUUGUGGUAGAAAUAUAAAUAGAAAUACUGAUUGCUGACUGUCAGUGUAAGUAGUUGUUUACAAAUUAAUACACACUUCAUACAAAGACUAUUAAGAUUCCAUUUAAAAACCGAAAUUUUAAUGUUUCAUUUGGUCACUGGGCCAAAGCGAUUUCUAACGAUGAUCUUAUAUUGCAUAAUUCACCUUUGUCUGCUGUACUCAACAUUUUAUUGAUCCUGCAAACAUACAUCUGUAAUGUGUAUGCAUCCACUAUGAAGUACAGAGAUGUAUUGUCUAUGUAAUAUGUAUUCACUGACACUUUCAUCCCCACAUGGUCAGGGAAAGGCUGGUUAUGGUGCUAUAGUGAUUUAGUUCCUAACCAUGCUAGGGGAUAAAGUUAUAUUUUAGGACUAAUAUUGCAUCUGUUAGGU
Molecule: messenger RNA, 5694 nt
Organism: Sarcophilus harrisii (Tasmanian devil)
Lineage: Eukaryota; Metazoa; Chordata; Mammalia; Dasyuromorphia; Dasyuridae
Gene: STMN3
Product: stathmin 3
Exons: 5
Coding region: 200-742 (180 amino acids)
Biological process (GO): neuron projection development; microtubule depolymerization; regulation of microtubule polymerization or depolymerization
Cellular component (GO): neuron projection; cytoplasm
Molecular function (GO): tubulin binding
Source: RefSeq, a predicted model, not a curated record